Messenger RNA from Menidia menidia (Atlantic silverside), 2698 nucleotides. The record is from the annotation of a GenBank genome assembly. NCBI's taxonomy places the organism in Eukaryota, Metazoa, Chordata, Actinopteri, Atheriniformes, Atherinopsidae.
GGGUUUGGGCAGACUGUUCUGUGGAACACAACAGUUCUCAGCAACCAGACAGGAACUGAUUUUUGUUUCAAAGCAGCAGCAGAAGUCGUAUUCAUAUCUUAGUGUUAGAUGGAUGUGUUAAACCACAGGAAAGAAGUGAUACUAGGGCUAUAGUUUGGACACCCAAAACUAAUUUUUUUCUCAUCUUAGCAUCCUCUUUCUGCUUGUUGGCUGUUUCUGAGUCGGAGUGACGCAUGUUUCUCCUCAGCUGUGUUUCUGCUCAGCAGCACUUCUCAGAACCUAAACCAGAGGAGAUUCUUUUUGAUUGACAGCCGGAGGAAUAGCAGGCUCAGAAAGAUCGCUCUGAAUGUGACGAUGAUGAAGAUGGCUUCUGCCUCCACUGUCACCACGUUUCUGCUCUGCCUCUCCGUCCUCGGAUUCAAAGGUUUUUCCGAUGCUUGUGAUAUGUAUGCUCCAAAGCACAGUGAGUUUGCUGUAAAUCUGGAACACCCCCUGGGUGACUCAGACAAGUUGACAUGGAAGCUUGGAACUUCACUUAUCUACAGAAGAGGAACCAACGAUAAAAAAAAAGAGGUUUACAACAAUGGCUCCAUCAAGCUGACAAAUGUCAAAGAGUCUGACCAAGGAGAGUACUCAUAUGAGAUCUUUGAUGUUAAUGGAAAAGUACAGGGCAAAAAGACCAUACGUCUAUGUGUGAUGGACCGACUAAAGAAGCCUGUUUUGAAGAGAGAAUGCAGUGGCCAAAACAUCAAACUGACCUGCAUCACAUCGGAGAAACUAGUUGAAUGGUUUCAGGACGGCAAGAAGUUAAAAGAGACGAGUUUAACCCUGUCAAAGCAAUCCAAAGAUGCCCAAAUUACCAAGUUCCAGUGCCAAGUUUCAAACAACAUCAGUUUAGAAAGAAGUGAUGCGGUGGACAGUUCUUGCCCUGUUCCUGGUGCAUUUUUCCCAGACGAAGUGUUGGGACUGAGUAUCUGGAUUUUCGUGGGGGGCGGAGGAGGCAUCGUUGUAGUGCUGAUUAUUCUCGUCAUUUUUUGCUGCAUCCGGGCAAAACGCAAAAAACAUCUGCGAUUACGGGAUGAGGAGGAGUUUCGUUUGGGCUGGGCCACUACUGGUCAGCAGCAGCAUCCCAGCGCCCAGCGUCCGGCUCAUCCCAGUCACCCCCAGUCAGGGCACUGCUCCCACCAGCAGCAGCCGGCUGGCCACACCGGCCCCCGGCAGAACCGCUCCAGACUGCAGCGCCCCAAAGCCCCCGACCCCCAAAGCGCCGGGGAGCAGCCCCGGCCCAGCCCCCGCCGCGCCGCACACGCCCAAAGACCUGCUGAAAACUGUGAGGACGAGAAGCCCCCUCCCCUUCCUCAGCCCAGGAAAAAGGCUCAGCCGGUGCAAAAAGUCUGACACCACCCAAGUUUAGCCAGCAGAUCUACUUUGUAUCCUUCAUUUUCCCCAUUUUUCAUUGUGUUUGACUUCCAAUAUAUCGAUUUUUUUUUUUUAUUCAGUUUCCACAAAGCAAAUUUAUAAACUGAACUAGUUCAAGCUGAACUAACACUUUUCGGUCUUUAUCGCCUGUUUUCUAAAACUUAGGCUUGUUGCAUUUGUAGUUCAGGGACAUGUUUAGGGGUGUUCGGUGCAUAUUUAUGAAAAACUUAUUUUAUUCUCUGUAAAUGUAGCUUAACAUCUAAGACCUAGAAACAGUGAAAUGACAACACCUAAGUCCUUAUAUCACAUUCCACUGCUUUUUUCUUUUUUUAUAACAGUCCAAACUUUGCUUCACCAUCUUUUAACAUUUUUUGUCUUAAAUUUCGAACUAAAGAUAAUAUUGAACGACAUAAGAUUUGCCAUAAUUUAAAAGACAACAUUAUUGGUAUUCAAUGAGAAAAAUGCGCAAAUGUUCAUGUGCUGAUCUAGACGGAUGUCGGGAGUCAAGUCAAUUUAAUGAACGCAGGAUUCAUCCACUGCUAGCUAUUACAGAAUUCUUAUUUAAAUGUAAACCUCAUCUGGAUAAACAGACACAUCUUGUAGUCCUUUUUUUUUGCUUCGAAGCAAAUUCUUUACGUCAACAUCCAGAAUCUCAGAUAUUAGAAUACUAGUUUCUUACUAUGGAUCUUGUCAGAAGGGCACAAAUGAGCUCUGCUCAAACUGAACAUGAGCAGCCUCUGGCAGCUCCACUGUAAGAUUAUGAAGAUGGGUGUCACCUUUGUAGAUUUUACUCUUAACUUUUUUACUCACUGCAAUUAGCUAUAUCCAAACUAACAAGUGUUUGAGGAAAGUUUUCUCAAGUUUUGAUCAAACUAUUGAUGCUGUUGUUGAUCCUGACACAUACAUAGAUAAGAGCUACAUAUAUUCACAUUAUCACUUGAGCCUCAGACUUUUAAAUGUACAUUACCCAGAGUUAUUUCUAUACCCACAUAUUUUUUAUAUGUAUGUCUAUGUAUUUGAGUUACUUUGCAUCAGCUUUCUUUGCCCAUUAAUCUGUGUGUCAGUUACAGUGCCAAGAGGAAAAAGCAUGAUAUAUUAAUGACAUAUUAGGGUCAUUCCCAUGUGCAUAUUUACCUUUGCUGUGAAUGUACAUCCAUACCAAACUAGACUAGUGUGCACAUAAUAUGUACACAACCCAGUCAUAUGGAAUUUAAGUCUGAAAAUAUCAGUGUAAUAUGUUUGACUUUUUUAAUUAAAAAGAUGUGACUUUUCUGUUUGU